Messenger RNA from Physeter macrocephalus (sperm whale), 1640 nucleotides. RefSeq names its product 40S ribosomal protein S26-like. The record is from RefSeq and is a predicted model, not a curated record. The transcript has 2 exons. NCBI's taxonomy places the organism in Eukaryota, Metazoa, Chordata, Mammalia, Artiodactyla, Physeteridae. Gene Ontology annotation, cellular component: cytosolic small ribosomal subunit; ribosome. Gene Ontology annotation, molecular function: structural constituent of ribosome; mRNA binding. The coding region runs from base 1203 to 1640 and encodes 145 amino acids. Gene Ontology annotation, biological process: translation.
CUCUUGAGAAACCCAAGCAACAAGGGAUAAGAAUCUCUCCGUGCAUUUCUAUAAUGACUUGGCAGAAGCUGUGGGACGGAGGAAAGAAUUGGACUCACUCUAAUCAUAGGUCUGCUAUUUUUCAGUCAUUUAUUAGUAACUUCUUUUCUUAAGAGCCUUGAAGAGCCUCCAUUUUCUUAACUGUAAAAGGCAAUCGUUUUAUCUCAUAGGAACAAGGUAGAGGAUACAUGACAUACAGUUAAAAUCUGCCAUAAUAUAUAAAUGAAUCUGCAUGGUCUUGUUAUUUUGAAAUUAAUGAAAUGGGGAACACAUGCAGCUGGCUGCCUGGGAAUUCCAGGCAUCUGUGAGCCCAUUGCCAACAGUUGUUUCCACAAUUUUGUUAUUGUCUCAGAGUGGGUUGCGCAGGAAUCUAUGCAAUGUUAGUAAAAGUGUUUUGUGAAUUGCAAAGUGCCAAAUAAAUUUAUGGUGUCAUUACUAUUAUUAUUAUUAUAUGGUUAAAAAUAGAUGCUAUUAAUAAAUAAGAGACAUCUAUUAAUAGUGACUAUCAGCUUUUGCCUUUUAAAUUUAGAUAGACUUACUAGAAGCAUAGCUUAACUGACAUGGAUAUAAGAAGAUCUCCAGUAACGUCAAAAUAUCUUCUAAAACCUUGGAAGAUGCUAAUGCUUCAUAGUGUAACCGAGCAGGACCCUAUGGGGCCUUCCUGGGACAGAUCCCGCCCCCAUACCCUCUGCUUCGGCUCCGCUCUGAAGUACCUAGAUAAUAGUAUCUGAGGCACAUUUCCUGAGUUGUUUUACAGAUGCUAAAACCACCACCAAGUGAAAGAAAUUAACUACUUGAUGACCGUGAGCACGUAGCCCCCAAACCUACUGGCGCCUAAGGAUUGAUGUUAUUAACCCUUGUGACACCGCCUGUUACCUCACCAUCAACCAAUCAGAGAACUGUGCUGAUCAGCUGAUCGCUUACCCUGGGACGCUCCUCCCACACCUUGCCUUUAAAAGUGCUUUGCUGAAAGCUACGGGGGAGCUCGGGCUUUUUGAGCGCUGGCUGUCCUGGACUCGUCGUCUGGCACCUUACAGUAAACGCUGCACUUUCCUUCACGACAACCCGGUGCCAGUACGUUGUUUUUACUGCACACAAGCAAGUGGACCCGAGUUUGGUUCAAUAACAAUAGUGAAGAUGUCCUCCUCACCAGGUAGUAGAAGAUGACCAAGAAAAGAAGGAAUAAUGGUCGUGCCAAAAAGGGCCGCGGCCACAUGCAGCCUAUUCGCUGUACCAACUGUGCCCGAUGCGUGCCCAAGGAUAAGACCAUUAAGAAGUUCAUCAUUCGUAACAUCGUAGAGGCCGCAGACGUCAGGGACAUUUCCGAAGUGAGUGUUUUCGACGCCUAUGUGCUUCCCAAGCUGUAUGUGAAACUGCAUUACUGCAUCAGUUGUGCCAUUCACAGCAAGGUAGCCAGGAAUCGUUCUCGGGAAGCCCCGAAGGACCAAACACCUCCACCCCAAUUUAGACCUGCUGUUGCUGCCCCACGACCUCCACCAAGGCCCAUGCAAGGAGCUAAGUCCUUAAAGACUAAAGAAAUACUGUUCCCUGGAAAGACAAUAAAGUGGAAAUUAUACUUAAAAAAAAGAAACCCACUAUAA